Molecule: messenger RNA, 5323 nt
Organism: Anolis carolinensis (green anole)
Lineage: Eukaryota; Metazoa; Chordata; Lepidosauria; Squamata; Anolidae
Gene: il15
Product: interleukin 15
Exons: 7
Coding region: 600-1058 (152 amino acids)
Biological process (GO): positive regulation of tyrosine phosphorylation of STAT protein; positive regulation of T cell proliferation; neutrophil activation
Cellular component (GO): extracellular region
Molecular function (GO): cytokine activity; cytokine receptor binding
Source: RefSeq, a predicted model, not a curated record
UCAAAAGGCUUUUCUGUUGGUGCUCUGCCUAGUUAAUCAUCUCUCUCUUCCAGCUCUGCUGCCCCUUCCAUCCUUGUGGAAAGAGAACAAACCUACAAUUCAUUUCUUCAUCCGCCCCAAGAAGUUUGGGUUUAAUUUAUCUGAGUUUGCUCCUUCUGUUGUAAAAAGAGACCUUGAGAAGGAGGGAGAGGUGAGAAGAACCCAUCAAAGAGAUGAAAACACCAGGCCUGUAGAAGGGAAGGGAAGAAAAUGAGGAUUCAAUCUGAAGUGUGGUGCUCUCAACUUACUGUACCUUAUUUCAAUGACCUCAAUUAAAGAAGAAAAUGCCUGGAUGCAGCAAGUAUUGGAUAUACUGUACUACCAAGACCAUUAAGAGGCUUUGUUCAGAGGGAGCUCACCUUUGCCUUCCUCAGAGGCUGAGAGAGUGUGACUUACCAGUGAGCAAGGAUUUGAGCUGAUCUCCAUAGUCACAGCCCAACACUUGAAUAUCUUGUUGAAAACAGAAACCCUGUUCUGGAGAGCUAUCACUUUUAGCAGUACACAUUUCAAGAGGCAGCAGGAAGGGAAAACACGCUUGAGAUGUUUGCCUUCAGUAGCAAAUGUUUGUCAUUAUGAGCAAUUAUUUCUGGAGUUCAUUCAUUAAUGUUUCCCUCUUCAUUCUUUGCUCAUGUUUCCAAGAAGUACAGACCAGACGAUUUGUUUCUUGGGAACCAGUGUUAAAGGAUUUAGAACAGAUCAUUAAAAUUCCUACAAAGGUUGAUGCUUCUUUAUACACUGCAACCUAUUCUAAUCAUUGCAAAAUAUCCGUGGUGAGAUGUUUUCAUCUUGAGAUGAAGGUGCUUUUGUACGAAGCUAACAUUGGAGGAGACAGCGAUAUUUACAACAGUACGCGGCGGGUUUUGAGAUCUGUUGGAAGAUUUUUGGACGAUGAACAGGACAAAGAAACAUCCCAGUGCCAAGAAUGUGAAACGUUUGAAGAAAAACAAUACACAGAAUUUAUAGAAAAUUUUCAGGAUAUUGCAAGGCGAUUACACAGAGAAGAGAAAUGGGAAAAGUAAUUCCCCUACGUAACAAGAAGGAAAUAAUUCCUAGUCUCCUAGAAGCAUAUAAUGCGAUCAAAAUGGAACAAGGGGUGCAAAGGUCUUGCUUUCCUGACAAUAAUCUUCCAGUUUCUUGGACUUUAGGAUGCAUUACAGAGAUUGCCCAUUUAUAUAAUACAACUGAUACUAGCACAGUAUAAAAUAAUUGUACAGAUACGAGUUUUUCUUGGACAGAAGUCAACCCAAGUAACCUAAAUAUCAAAUGUCAGGACCAGAAGGCCAAUAAUACAAUCAUGGAGUUCUAAGGGGCUGUAUGGACUAUCCAAUCCAACCAGCAACCAAACAGGAACACUCAAUCAAAGCACUUCCAACAGAUGGGCAUUCAGCUGCUGCUUAAAAAUCUCCAGAGAAGGAAACUCCACCACAUGCUGAGGCAGCAUAUUCCAUAUUUACAUGGACUCACCCUGAGUUGAUACCCAUGACUAACAUUGAAGAUUGCAUUGCAUCUCUUUGAAUUUGGUUUAAUCUGGGUUUCUGAGUCUUUAACAAGUUAUAAUAAUGGAAAACUUCUCAGAAGCCUGAUGAAGCUACAUGGUGUGAAUCCAACAUAAGGGGUGAAAGAAUGUGAAGGAUAAAGAAUAGCAUGUCACAUAAAAAGAAUACAGUAGAGUCUCACUUAUCCAACAUAAACGGGCCGGCAGAAUGUUGGAUAAGCGAAUAUGUUGGAUAAUAAGGAGGCAUUAAGGAAAAGCCUAUUAAACAUCAAAUUAGGUUAUUAUUUUACAAAUUAAGCACUAAAACAUCAUGUUAUACAACAAAUUUGACAGAAAAAGUAGUUCAAUAUGCAGUAAUGCUAUGUAGUAAUUACUGUAUUUACGAAUUUAACACCAAAAUAUCAUGAUGUAUUGAAAACAUUGACUAUAAAAAUGCGUUGGAUAAUCCAGAAUGUUGGAUAAGCGAGUUUUGGAUAAGUGAGACUCUACUGUAUGUUGAAUUUUAAAGUCGUAUUCUGAUUCAGUAUGUUCCUAAUGAUUCCAGAUGAUUAAAAGGAUAAUAAGGCGAUACUCAAACUCUCAGUAUAAUGAAAUGCAAGUAUAGGACAUAACUGGGGAAAUCAGUCAAGCAGUAUGACAAGAAAACAUCUACGGACACAAGAAAAAAAAAGUUUGUAUUUGGUAUUCUAUCAAAAACCUAAAUAGUUGCAUUUUAUUUGAAACAGGGCUCAAUAAGAAAGUAAUUUGAACUAUGGAAUAAAUCCCAUGGGGAUACACUUGCAUUAGAUUGUGCUGUUUAUUUUUUAAUGGUACAGUAUAUAUAAGAGUAGAAAUAAACAUUGGAAGCAAAUAUUGCUGUGCUUCUUUCUAAUCACUUGCUAUUUUCUCUAACUGUAAAGUUCAGUAUGGAGCUUGUGUAUGUGUAAGUGUACGAGAAAUUGAUUUGAGCAGAUUUGCAAUAUCCAUAUUCAACAGGAGGCUGCAAUAAUAUUACUGCAUAGAAGAGUAAGUGAAGUGAUGACUGUAUAUCAGGCACUCUCUGCGGAAAUUGUGAUGCUAGUUGGGAAGUACCAAUAUAUAUGGGUAAAGCCCUAGAUAUUGGGACACUCUUCUGGUGCUCUGAUAGACACAUUUGUAAUUCAGUACUUAGUCUUGUACCACCUCUGCUACCGUGUUUCCCCGAAAAUAAGACAGUGUCUUAUAUUAAUUUUUGCUCCCAAAGAUGUGCUAGGUCUUAUUUUCAGGGGAUGUCUUAUUUUUCCAUGAAGAAGAAUUCACAUUUAUUAUUGAACAAAAAAAUGAACAUUUAUUAUAUACUGUACAGUAGUUGUCAUCACAAACCAGCAUAACCAGACAAACUGUGAAUCCUAUCAAGAAUUUCUUGUUACUACCAUUAUUUCCAUGUACAACUGGAAUGUACAUUUACCAAUCCUGCAUGCUCUGGUGUUCUGUUUGGCAGGCGCUGGGCAAACUUCCAAACAAAAACUUUGCUAGGUCUUACUUUCGGGGGAGGCCUUAUAUUUAGCAAUUCAGCAAAACGUCUACUAGGUCUUAUUUUUCGGGGAUGUCUUAUUUUUGGGAAAACAGGGUACGUGACUAAGUAUGUAUAAAGUUAUGCAAGGAAGACCACACCAUAGAAUAGUGGUAACUAAUUACUAUUAUUUUCCCUUCUCAUAAGUGUACAAUCACACAAGAAUAACUUAUGGUUGUUGUUAAUGAUGACACCCAUUCCAGCAAUCUUUUCUUUUUAAUUUUUUAAAUGCCUCGGCACAUCCUUUGAAAAUAAUGCAAGAUGCUGGUAUUGAUAAGAAUUGGAAAUUUUUGCUAUUCCACCCAAACCAUCAUAUCUUUUAAGGUGAACCUCAUCUUCCACAUAUUCUGCAACAUCUUUACAAAAUAUUGCAUCUUUAUUUUGAUACUGCAGUUGUAUGACUGCUAACUAACUUGAUUGAAAUAAUAAUGAUGGCCCACGAUAUCCAUGUAUUCUACACCCACAUUUUCAACUAUCCAUGAUUUGAUAUUAUACUGUAUAUACUGUAUAUAGAACCCAAACCAUAAUUUUGCAGUUUUAUAUAAAGGAUGCCAUUUUACCUACACCAUUAUUUAUAAUGGACUUGAGCAUCUUUUGAUAUUGGUAUCUAUCUACAGAUAUUCCUGGAAUCAAACCGCAGCAGAUACAAAAGACCCAUUGUUCUGAAGCCUGAGUAAAGUAGUGUGGGACUAGUUUUUAUGCCUCAAAUCCACUUGGCCUCUUUCAUAUAUGCAAGCUUCCCUAUAAAGGUGUUUGUAUAUAGUUGCUCAGUGUCUGCAUUUAGAGCUUUAUCACAUGAAAAAUGCUAUAAAAAUGCUACACAAUCACGAUUGCUGUCUCUCCUUGGCCACCAUUGAAAAUUUCAGCAUUUGUUAGUGCCAAAGCCUUAAUGGAUGCAGUCUGCCUUCCAACUAGGUUCUAACAUUAUUUCCAUCCCUGAAGUUCCAGUAAUGGAGAGACGGGACACAAGCGAAUCACCUCCUGCCUGAGUCCAGUGCCUAUUAAAAGCUAGUUGAGAUCAUCCUUGGAGGACUCUCCCUCAUCUCCUCUCAUUCCUCCCCACAUUUUGCAGUCAUCGCUUUGUGAAAGGAAGCUCAAGCAUUAUCAGUACAUGGAAGAGGUCAAGGAGAAAUUCAAAGCCAAAUGUUGUCUUCUCUCUUGUGUUUCCUUUCCACCCCCAAUCCUAUGCACUCCAAUCCUAAAGCAGCACUGGUGUGCAUGUGUGCAUAUGUGUGUGAGAGGGAAAAUGGGUCAUUACCACACCAUGCCAAGUUUUUUUUAAUUAAAAAAAUCUUUAUGUUUGCAAAUCCAUUACAACUUGUACCCUCAGUUCGCUUCUGACACGAGAAAUAAAUAAAAUACCACACCAUGGCAUUGUACUGUUCUGGCAACAGAGACUCCAGAAGGUGGCAGGAAAUCCUACCCAAAUCACACUCCCAUUGACCACCCAAAAUCAGCAUAGAAGCACAAUUGAACUUUCAGAGAGAAAGUAAUACAGUGUGGCAGAAGCAGAAAAGGAGUUCAAUAACAGAUUUCUUUUGUUAGUAAAAAGAAUAACAAAUGCAUGUUAAAAAAUCUCUCAAGCUGCAAUUAAUGACAAAGACUCGCAAUGUAAAAAAGCCAUAUGUAUACAUGUGAGCUUGUGUGUACGUAAGAGGACUCUGCAUAUUUAGAGAACUUUUUGAAUAAUAAGUAUUUGAGGCAUGAAGUGUUCCUUUUUCUGGUCUACAUUAACAUCCUAUACCAUGACCUGCUUCCCUAGCAGAAUGUACAGUGGCAUUGCAGCCAUAUAUGUUGAGGUAGGAGUAUUAAAAUGAGAAUUUCGCUCAAUACUUUUUACCAAAUAUGUCUAAAGUGUGAAAUACUAUUGAGCAGAGGAAGAAAGGAGCAUUGGCUAUUGUAUUUUGUACAUCAGUUUAGUCAAAAGCAAAAUGUAGUAUUCAAUUUGUUUAGCCUAGAUUUAUUGUGCUUUCACAAUAAAGAAAAUACUAUGUUUUGGUGUUUUUUAAAAAAUAAUUGUGCUACUAAUAGAUUAAAAAUUCUAAGCUAUAUAUUCAAACACUGAGCAUUUAUUACAUAUUUCUUAAUUUUUCAUAAUAAAAUGUAAACCUAUGUACUCAGAACUAUGUGUUGAACACUGGAAAAAAUCUAUAUUUCAGAGGGGGUUUUCUGAAAAAAAUUACUGUAAAUAUAUUAAAGAAUGUAUUGAAUACCUAUUGUAUGUGUUUUUUAAGAAAAUAAAACUACCUGCAUUUCCA